AUGGAUUACUUCCACCUUCUUCUGCUGCUGCUGUGGACCUGCAGCUUCCUGCCAGAUCUUCAUCUCUGCUUCAACUUCGACACAAAGAACUUCAAGAUCUUCUCUGGAUCCAAAGAAAACCAGUUUGGUUACACAGUCCAGCAGCACGAGGCAGGAGGACGCCAGUGGUUGCUGGUUGGAGCUCCCUUUGAAUCCACAGGAAAGCAGCAGACUGGUGAUGUGUACAGAUGUCCGCUGGAUACCAGAAACUCUGCAAACUGCACCCGACUCCACCUAGGGAAACUGUCUCUGGACAACGUGUCUGAGAGGAAAGACAAGAUGAGGCUGGGAAUGACCCUGACCUCCAACCCCAAAGACAGCAGCUUUGUGACCUGUGGUCCACUCUGGUCUCAUGAAUGUGGAAGCUCCCUGUACAGCACAGGAAUCUGUUCCAGAGUCAGCCGAAACUUCAGACUGUCCCACACCAUCGCACCCGCCCUGCACAGGUGUGAGACGUUCAUGGACAUCGUGAUCGUUCUGGAUGGUUCUAACUCCAUCUACCCCUGGUACGAGGUCCAGGACUUCCUCAUCAACAUCCUGCACAAGUUCUACAUCGGCCCAGGUCAGACGCAGGUGGGUGUGAUUCAGUACGGGUCCAAAGUGGUCCAUGAGUUCAGUCUGGGUGAGUAUCAGACAGUUGAGGAGGUGGUGGAGGCCGCCAGGAGCAUCGACCAGCGGGGCGGCGAGGAGACGAGGACGGCGCUGGGCAUCAACGUGGCGCGGUCGGAGGCGUUCAAGCGCGGCGGCCGGCCCGGCGCUCAGAAAGUGAUGAUCGUGAUCACAGACGGAGAAUCUCAUGACAGCCCGCAGCUGCUGCAGGCUGUCGGCGACAGCGAGAGAGACAACAUCACCAUGUACGCCAUCGCUGUUCUGGGUUAUUACAACCGACGGGGAAUCAACCCUGAAGCCUUUCUGAAGGAAAUCAAGUUCAUUGCGAGCGACCCGGAUGAGAAGCACUUCUUCAAUGUGACCGACGAGUCAGCACUGAAGGAUAUCGUGGACGCGCUGGGAGAGAGGAUCUUCUCUCUGGAAGGAACCAGCAGUCAGGGUCGAGGGUUUGGUCUGCAGAUGGCUCAGGCUGGCUUCUCCUCACAUUUAGUCAAAGAUGGUAUUCUGCUCGGGGCGGUGGGCGCUUACGACUGGAACGGUGCCGUGCUGAAGGAGACUAAACAUGGAAAAGUCGUACCGCCAAAAUCCUCCUACAGGGACGAGUUUCCAGAGGAGCUGAAGAACCACGGAGCUUAUCUGGGUUACUCGGUGGGUUCACUCAUUUCAUCUCGCGGCUCUCAGCUCUAUGUGGCCGGAGCUCCGAGGUUUAACCACACCGGCAAGGUCAUCGUCUUCACCCUGAAGAAUACCGGAAACCUGACCAUCCUGCAGGCCCUGCUGGGAGAGCAGAUCGGUUCAUAUUUCGGCUGUGAGUUGUUAUCGAUGGACAUAGACAGUGACGGACAGACGGAUGUCCUCCUGGUGGCAGCACCCAUGUUCUACAGCGAGGGCUGGGAGAGAGGGAAGGUCUACAUCUACACUGUUACACCACAGACAUCAUUCAUCCUGCAGGGGGCGCUGGAGGUUUCUGACCGAUCUCAGAACUCCCGGCUGGGUUCGUCGUUGGCCCAGAUACCCGACAUGAACGGGGACGGGUUCAGGGAAUUGGUUGUGGGUGCGCCGCUGGAGGACGACCACCAGGGGGCGGUCUAUGUAUUCUAUGGCAAGGACAAAACCAUCCAGCUCCAGUACAGACAGCGUCUGUCAGCAGCAGCGUUUUCUGCAGGUCUGAAGUAUUUCGGUCAAAGUGUUCACGGCGUUCUGGACGUCAAUGGAGACGGACUCGUCGACCUCGCUGUGGGAGCACUGGGAGCUGCUGUCAUCAUCUGGUCUCGUGGCGUGGUGCGGAUUCAGGCCACGCUGACCUUUGAACCCGAGAAGGUCAACAUUUUUAACAAAGACUGUCGGCGAGGAGGGAAGGAGGUCACCUGCAUGUCUGUUACCGUCUGUCUGAGUCUGGACUCCAGGACAAAGGCCAGGACAAAGACCAGGACGGAUGUCGCUGUGUGGUUCAGUCUGCUGCUGGAUGAGAGGCGUUUUCCUCCUCGAGCUGUUCUGGACGAAUCAGACCGACAGCAGCCCAGGAGUCUGUUUCUGCCAGCUGGAGGUCAGAGCUGCCAACGGCUCAGCUUCUCCAUCCAGGAGACAGCUGAUUAUGGACGUCCCAUCACGGUCGUCCUGGAGACGGGGCUGCAGAGCCCAGACGAGGGGCCGGUGUUGGACCCGGACUGGCCGAGCGUCCUGAGGAGCGAGCUUCCCUUCUGGAACGGCUGUGAGCAGGAAGAAACCUGCGUUCCCGACCUGAUCCUCCACAGUCACACUGACCUCAUGGAUGUUCAGCAGUUCUGCAGCUCGAGGGACCGAGCCGCCUGGUCGCUCUGCAGCCACCAGGGGGCGUCAGAGCGCUCUGUGUACGUGGUGGAGACCGGCCGGAGGAGGAUGUUGGUUUUUGCCCGACUGGAGAACCAGGGAGAGAAUGCUUAUGGAGCCGCCAUCCACAUCUCCACCUCCUCCAACCUCCUCUUCUCCAGCCUCAUAGUCAAGGACCAAUCAGAUCUUCAGAUUGAGUGUUAUGCUGAAGACAGACUAGCCAAUCAGAGGAGCUGUAACAUCAGCGCUCCAUUCAUGAAGUCCUUGUCCCAGGUGUCCUUCCGCCUCGAGUUUGAGUUCAGCCGCUCUGUCCUGCUGGACCACGUACGGGUCGUCAUGGCGACCAGCAGUGAGGGAGAAGAGGGCUACCCGGAUGACAACAUCAACGACAUCUUCAUCCCUCUGAAGUACCAGACGGAGCUCCUCUUCACCAGAGACCCAAACCCUCCUCGUUUUGAAAUCAGGGCAGACAGCUCCUCUUCCUCCUCUUCGUCCUGGGACCGACCAGACGGCAGCUCCUUCAACCUCACUUAUUUUAUCCAGAACCUGGGCAUCUUCUCGGUGCAGGACGUGGUGUUCAGGGCUGACGUCUGGGCCGUGACCCAGCAGAGGAACCAGCUGGUCCACAUCACAGACUACAGCAUCGAGCAGGUCGCCGGGUCUCACUGCACGUUACCUCAGCCCACAACAACCAAUCAGGUUACAGCGGAGGACCUGUCUCACCUGACGCAGCUGAACCACAGUAACAGCGAGGGUCUGCUGGUCCAGUGCAGACUGAACCUGCCGGCCUCCAGAGAGCUGAAGGUGACGCUACGAGGAAGACUUCAUCUUCCCGCUCUGCUCGCCGUGAGCUUCAGGUCGUUGGAGUUACUGACCGCCGCCUCCAUCCAGCUGGAAGAAUCCAGUCCAAUGUUCCUCCAGGAGGACAGACCUCUCAGACAGAUAAUCCUGGAACUGAGGAAGGAGGAGGAUUACACCGUCCCCUUCUGGAUUAUACUGGGAAGCUCACUGGGAGGCCUGCUGCUACUGGCCUUACUGGUCCUGGCCCUGUGGAAGCUCGGCUUCUUCAACAGGCGGAGGAGACAGGAGGAGGAGCAGCCUGUAGCCAAUGGGAAAGCAGCAGAGGAGCUAUAACGUGUGGGCAACAAUGAUGCUGAUUGGUUCGGUCCUCGUCGGCUUGUGACAUUACAGAAUGAGUUGUGCGCCUGUGUGUUGUUGUAGGAUGUGAACUCGGCAGUCAGACGGCGCUGUGAGGCGAUCAGAGUCAGACUGAUGGCUGACAGCAGUCUGAACAGGAACGUGUUCCACUCGCCUUCAGGGAAAACUGAGGGUAACCUGCUUCUAGCUGAGGGUAACUUCCUGGUGUGGAAACUUUACGAGUUGACGAGGAUCACCCGAAUGCAUCACAAGCUUCCACCUGUCACUCAGGGACCCUGAUGCCCCGCCCCCAGCCAAUCAGCCCAUCAGCAAGUCAGCCAAUCAGCCAGUCAGCCACGCUCCUCAUCAUCAGACCAUGUUACAUUAUUUUAAGUCAAAGUACCAACACGAGAAUGUAAAAAUACUCCAAAUCAUUCAAAUACUUAAUACAUAAGUAAAGCAUCUUAAGUAUUAUGAGCUAGUAUCAAAAGUACAGAAAAAGGCUCCUGUGACUGAAAUACUGUCAGUUUCAGACUGAAGGUCGCUUUUUGUGUAUCUACUUUAUACAGUUAUACAGGUACAGGUAGGCUGACACCGUGGUUUCCAACCUGAGGGUCGAGCCCUCUAAAUGGUCACCAGAUAAAUGUGAGGGGCCAUGAGAUAAUUAAUGGAAGAGAAAAGAGGAAUAACUUAAAAGUACUUCAUUACUUUCCACUACUGUGGGUUUAACUGCAGCUUCCUGUUUGCUGAUGAUGAACAAACUGAAUCACAGGAUCAGUUUUCUGUAAAACUCACAUACGAACCGACAAAUCAGCCACCAGCUUCAGCAGCAGAGAGAGGAGAGGUUCUACGAAAUGUUCUCGUCUAUUCCACCAAGAUCCUGUUCCACACUUUGACAAACACCGAACUGAAGUCAGAAACACAAAGAAUCAAAUAAUAAUCACCAAAACAGACGGUGUCUAAGGUUAGAGUGGCCACACUGCACACCUGCAUGAAUAUGACUGGAUGUUACUGGUCUGCUUCGGUUCCUCAUUGGAUGUUUGGACAUCUUGUACGUCUGUAAUCUCUGAUCCUCUGAGGGACUGCAGACACAUUAGCUUCAAGCUAACGGAGGUACAGUCUCAGCUCAGGAGACGAUGACAAAUGAAAGUGAAUGUACCCGACACGAAGCUGCAGUUAAUGUGGAAAAACUGGAAAAAGCUGUUUGACCGCGUGUCACUGAUGACGAUGUCAAAAUGUUUGAGAGUGAAGCUGCUGGAAUCACGACGCUGAAGCUGGUGAGUAAAACUGGUGUUUGAUGAGAAGACGUCUAAAAGUCGCCCAGAACCAGGUUAAAUUAAUAGAAAUAACCAAAUCGAAUGAAGAUCCAGUUCGUUUUAUUCACAGGACAUGAACAGUGAGUCAGGAUGGAGACCAGCUGAGGGAACAUGAAUGAAACAACACAAGACUACCUACCACCGCUGAUCUUACCUUAGUUUCCCUUUUUAUAGUCAUGGAAACUAUGAAUGCAUCCUAUGAACACAUAUUGUAUAUUAUUUCCAAAUUUAUAUCUGAUGCACUUUUGAUGUAUGAGGUCAAACUUGAACUUGAUGUAAAUAUACGCGUGUAUGAAUUCAUGAGGACGGAGGACGUCGUCCCUGUUUAACAUGAAGCUGUUGAGUCUACAGCAAAGAUUGUAUUGAUGUGCUUUCACUAAAGCUUCACAUGGUCACAUGUGUUCAUACUAAUAAAGUCAACAUGUGUUAAUACUAAUA
This is a messenger RNA of Chelmon rostratus (copperband butterflyfish), 5348 nucleotides long. It is a transcript of the gene itga11b, whose product is annotated as integrin, alpha 11b. Gene Ontology annotation, cellular component: integrin complex; external side of plasma membrane. Bases 1 to 3591 code for a protein of 1196 amino acids. The transcript has 30 exons. The record is from RefSeq and is a predicted model, not a curated record. Gene Ontology annotation, molecular function: integrin binding. Gene Ontology annotation, biological process: cell-matrix adhesion; integrin-mediated signaling pathway; cell adhesion mediated by integrin. Lineage: Eukaryota; Metazoa; Chordata; Actinopteri; Chaetodontiformes; Chaetodontidae.